AUGUCUCGAGACUUGACACUUGAAUUACAGUCCAUUCGCGAUGGUAAAGCUUCUAUCGAACAUCAAAUCGAUAUUCAUGUAAACGACCUUUUUGGCGUCAAAGAAAACCAACAACUAUCUCUCGAAGAUGUACUUGCAGGAUUACGUUAUGUUAUGGACUAUCGCCUUAAAGGCGGUAGACUUCCAAACUUGGAUCUUGAUCUAAUGAAACGGUUAUGUGAAGGUUUAUUAUUAAACAUGUCCUAUUCAGAAGGAGGAUUACUUAAACGUAAAAUGACAACAGAGGCUAAUGAGGCCUUUAUCCUUUUUGGAGAAUUUCUUGAAGAAGUGGAAGAAUUUCGUACGGCUGUUGGUGAAAAGAAUAUAUCUGAUCUAUACAAUUCACUCAAACUUCAUCGUAGAUGUCGUAAAGAUGCAGAUCCGGAAGUAAAGCAGGCUGCUGCUGCUAUCAUUUAUAUGUUGACAGAAUGGUUUCCUCAAUUUUCGGAUUGGCAUGAAUUGGUUAAAGAAGAAGAACAAAGUGAUGUAGAAAAGGUCUUAAAGGAACUUACGGGUACGAUCAAAAAACCCAAAAUGCCACCACUCCAGGGAGUCGCUUUGCCUCCACCUUCUUUGUACUUUGAUCGUGAUGUCACUCGAUUACUGAAAAUGUUUCGCACUUCUCUCACGGAUGGUUUGUCAUCAACUCUAAUUGAGCAACUAUUGAAUCAUUAUGGUUCAAAUAAACUCCCAGAACCACCAAAACCUUCGAUAUUUAUGAUAAUACUUAACCAAUUAAAGGACUUCAUGGUUUUGAUCUUGUUGGCUGCGACAGUUGUAUCUGCAGCAGAACAAGACUUUAAAGGAAUGGCUGUUUUGCUGUUUGUAAUCGUCCUUAACACAAUAAUAGGAUUUACACAAGAAUAUAAGGCAAAUAAGGCUUUGGAGGCCCUACAGAAGUUAACAGUGCCAAAGGCACGAGUGAUCCGUGACGGUGAACAAAUAAUCGUCGAUUCCUUCCAACUUGUUCCAGGUGAUAUUGUGGUCCUUGAUGAAGGUGAUGCUAUUCCCGCUGAUGUGAGAAUUGUUGAAAGUUCUCAUAUCCAAGUUAUUGAAUCUAUUUUAACCGGUGAAAGUCUUCCCGUGCAUAAAUCUAUUAAGAAAAUUUGGACAAGUACUAGAAGUCUUCCGUUGGGUGAUUGUAAGGGCAACGCAUUUAUGUCCACAGUUGUUGCAAAAGGACGUGGCAAAGGUCUUGUUGUUCGUACUGGAAACGAUACAGAAGUUGGUAAAAUCAGUGCUGCUAUUACGUCAGCACCAAAGAUUAAAACUCCAAUUCAACGCAAGUUGACUAGACUUGGACAAUGGCUCGUUGUUGUUGCAAUAUUAUUGUGUGUCUUGAUUGUUGUCAUUGGUAUUGUUUAUAAACACAAUGUAAAAGAAAUGAUUACUAUUGGAAUAACUUUGGCUGUCUCCGUUAUCCCCGAAGGUUUAGUAGCCGUAACAACCGUCACAAUGGCUAUUGGUGUUCGUCGAAUGGCUAAGCGUAAUGCCAUCGUUCGAACAUUACCUGCGGUUGAAACUUUGGGUAGCGUUACUGUUAUUUGUUCCGACAAAACGGGCACUCUAACCGAAGGAAAAAUGGGACCAAGCGAGUUGUGGACUGCGGAGGAUUCAUUGUACUCUUUUACUGAACCAGCCUCAUUAAAUCCAAAUGAUGGUGGUAUUUUGUUCCUUUCUAAGGAAUAUCGAAACAUAAUUCUUAAGAAAAGUCGAACCUCAUCAAAUUCAUUGUCUUUAUCUGAAAAGAUAGAUCAAAACGUAAUAAAACCUCAAGAGAUACCGAGAAGUUCCUCAAAUCUUCCUGUUCAUAUGAUGACAGCACUUAUGAUUUCUUCUCUAUGUAACAAUUCUUCUGUAACAAAAAAUGAUGAUGGUGAAUGGAAAGGAAUUGGAGAUCCUACCGAAGUAGCUUUAGUUCUUGCAGCCCAAAAAGGAGGCUUUACCAGGAAUUAUUGGGAGAAGGAAUGCGGUUUCACCAAAGUUCACGAAAAACCUUUUGAUAGUGAAAGAAAACUUAUGAGUGUUGUAUAUGAGACUACAAAUUCAGAACAUUUAAAUCUUGUAAUGGCGAAAGGGGCACCAGAAGAAUUACUUCGUAAAUGUACACAUCAUUUACCGAACGUUGAAACUUCAAGUACUAUCGAACCACUUAAUUUGAUCCUUGGGCAAGAAGAUGGGUUUCAGCUUGAAGAAUUAAAUGAUGACUUUGUUGAUCUUGUAUCAGAACAAAGCUCAAGAAUGGCGUCACAAGGGUUGAGAGUUCUCGGAUUAGCUUUCAAAUCUGUAUCUAUUGAUGAUAGUUUUCCUAUUACUGCAUCAUCGGAAGAAGCGAUUGUUGGAGAUUCCAAAGAAUCUGAAGAAGAUUCUGCAUCACCUACUGCUAAUCCAUUGUUUGCAGAAGAUAAUUUAACUUUUAUUGGGUUGAUUGGAUUAAUUGACCCGCCUAAGAAGUCAGUUGCCGAAUCCGUUCAAAAGUGUAAGAAAGCCGGUAUUAAAGUUGUUAUGAUAACCGGUGACCAUGUCGCUACUGCUACAGCAAUAGCAACUGAUAUUGGUAUCAUUGAACCUAAUGUGCCGAAUAUGAGUCGUGCAAUUCUUGGUGCAGAGCUGGAUCUUUUAUCAGAUGAUGCGAUUGCAGAAUUAGAUCCAUUUCCAAAUGUUUUCGCUCGUGUCAGUCCCGACAAUAAACUUAAAAUUGUCAAAGCAUUACAAAACAUGGGCCAUUCAGUAUCUAUGACAGGUGACGGUGUAAAUGAUGCUCCCGCAAUAAAAGCCGCGGAUGUGGGUGUUGCGAUGGGAAUCAGUGGCACAGAAAUCACAAAACAAGCAGCAGAUAUCAUUUUGGCAAAUGAUGAUUUCUCAACAAUUGUUGUUGCAGUUGAAGAGGGUCGACAAGUUUUUGACAAUAUUCUCAAGUUUAUUGUAUAUCUUUUAAGUUGUAAUGGUGCCGAAAUUAUUAUAAUGUUGCUUUGUUCUGCAAUUAAUAUUGAAUUACCAUUUACGUCGAUUAUGAUCUUAUGGGCUAAUAUCAUUGCUGAUGUUCCACCUGCAAUUUCACUUGGCGUUGAACCGGCUGAAAAAGAUAUUAUGCAACGAAAACCAAGAAGUCCAAGAGCACCCGUUCUUAGUAAAGUUGCAACAACAAUACUUAUUAUGCAAGCAUUUACUAUGGCAUUGUUGCCGUUUGGAGUUUAUAUGCUUGCAAUGAACAAACAUAUUGAACCGGAAAUAACAUUAGAAGAAGCAAAGUCAUUAGCAUUUGCUACUUUAACAACAAUGCAACUUUUUCAAGGUUUCUUAUCAAGAACAUUAAAUGAAAGUCUUAUUAAAACUGGAAUAUUUGGUAAUAAGUGGAUGGUCGGUGCUGUAUUCGGAUCAUUAUUUUUAAUGCUUCUGGGUGUAUAUGUUCCAGGAAUCAAUUCCUGGUUGGAACUCACACCUGUUCCAGCUUUUGGUUGGGUUAAAAUUUUAAUAUGUUGUAUUAUUCAAUUAGUUGUUAGUGAAAUUGGUAAAGCAUUCGCAAGGAGAUAUAGGGAUUCACAAUAA
Molecule: messenger RNA, 3588 nt
Organism: Funneliformis geosporum
Lineage: Eukaryota; Fungi; Glomeromycota; Glomeromycetes; Glomerales; Glomeraceae
Source: the annotation of a GenBank genome assembly